Suillus bovinus is the source of this 857-nucleotide messenger RNA. Its product is annotated as eukaryotic phosphomannomutase. Gene Ontology annotation, cellular component: cytosol. Gene Ontology annotation, molecular function: phosphomannomutase activity. Bases 36 to 746 code for a protein of 236 amino acids. The transcript is spliced from 8 exons. The record is from RefSeq and is a predicted model, not a curated record. Gene Ontology annotation, biological process: GDP-mannose biosynthetic process; protein N-linked glycosylation; mannose metabolic process. Lineage: Eukaryota; Fungi; Basidiomycota; Agaricomycetes; Boletales; Suillaceae.
AUUGGCUACAAAAAUAGGUUUACAACCGUACCAUCAUGGUGUCUGUAGAUUUCGCUGAACGGCCGGUCAAGAAGCUCGUGCUAUUCGAUGUCGAUGGGACGUUAUCGCCCGCACGUCAGAGGACAUCUCCAGAAAUAAUUCAGCUCUUGCGCGACCUCAGAAAGCAGGUCGCUAUAGGCUUUGUUGGCGGGUCUGAUCUUGUCAAGAUAUCUGAACAGCUUAGUAUUGGCGAUAUCAAUAUUCUGGAUGAGUUCGACUUUGGCUUCGCUGAAAAUGGCCUUACCGCGUAUCGACUCGGAAAACAGCUGGAGUCGCAGUCUUUCAUCAAAACGGUAGGCGAAAAGGACUAUCAGGAGCUGGUGAACUUCAUAUUGCAUUACAUCGCUGACGUGAAUAUCCCAAUCAAACGUGGGACGUUCGUCGAGUUUCGCAAUGGCAUGAUUAACGUUAGCCCUAUCGGCCGAAACGCAAGCGUCCAGGAACGUCAUGAUUUCGAGGCUUACGACAAGGUACACCAUGUUAGGGCAGACUUUAUAUCAUUUGAUGUCUUUCCGCACGGAUGGGACAAGACUUACUGCCUUAGACAUGUCGAGAAAGACAACUUCGAAGAAAUCCACUUUUUCGGGGACAAGACGAGCAAGGGUGGUAAUGAUUACGAGAUCUUCAGCGAUCCCCGCACUGUCGGGCACACUGUCAAGAGUCCUGCGGAUACGAUGAGAAUCUGCAAAGAGCUCUUCUUGUCAUAAAGUGCUCAAUUUAAGUUCGAAAGUAACAUGAAGUUGUACAUUUCCCUGAUGGGCCAUGUUAUGGAUUGGGUCUUCUGAGAGUUAGCUUAUAGAAACAUGAACAUGCCACGA